AUGAAACUGAAACCGACGCAGCACAGGGCGCCCGAGAACCGCGCGCUCUGCCCGCAGCAGCGACCCUCCCGCCGCGGGACGCCGAGGCCGGGCGCAGGGGGAACCUGCGUGGGUUUGCUGCCUGUAACCUGUCCCCUCCCUGCACAGGUCGGCUCCCACGUGGACAUCACGGAAGAAAGCCUCUCUCUCUUCUGGAUGCUGGAGCCCCCGAUAGAGAUUGUGGUGGUGGGCACCGGAGACCGCGCCGAGAGGCUGCCGCCGCCGGUGCUGCGCGCCAUGAGGCAGCGGGGCAUCGCCGUGGAGGUGCAGGACACGCCCAAUGCUUGUGCCACUUUCAACUUCCUGUGUCAUGAAGGCCGAGUGACAGGAGCUGCUCUCAUCCCCCCACCUGGCGGGACUGUGCUCGCACCUCUGGCCCACGCUGCCGAGUGAAGCUCCAGGGAUCCCUGACCUUCCCAGUAGCGCCUGGCACCCGCGGAGCGCAGAGCCCCUCCCUGCAGCCUGUGAUGCAUGUCUGCUUAGCCGCCAAUUAAUAACUUAAUCCACUCGUG
Molecule: messenger RNA, 551 nt
Organism: Myotis brandtii (Brandt's bat)
Lineage: Eukaryota; Metazoa; Chordata; Mammalia; Chiroptera; Vespertilionidae
Gene: NDUFAF3
Product: NADH dehydrogenase (ubiquinone) complex I, assembly factor 3
Exons: 4
Coding region: 1-432 (143 amino acids)
Biological process (GO): mitochondrial respiratory chain complex I assembly
Cellular component (GO): mitochondrial inner membrane
Source: RefSeq, a predicted model, not a curated record